CCUCCCUUUUUUCUUCACCAGCAAAGCUGUUCCCUUCACUGUGUCAUUCUUUCUACGUUCCUUUCACUACAAUCACCCGUCUCAAUGGCUAACUUCAAGCUGUUCCUUGCGCUGGCCGCAUGCCUGUCUGGACAGGUCCUUGGUGCCCCGACUGCCAGCAAGACCGUUGCCAAGCGCGCUUCGGCUAACGACGUUGCUCACGGCUAUGCCAGCCAGAACGGUGGCACUACCGGUGGUGCCGGCGGUACGACCACCACCGUCUCCUCCUACGCCCAGUUCACUGAAGCUGUCUCCAGCGACGAUGCUAAGGUCGUCUACGUUAGCGGCGCUAUCUCGCAGCAGGCGAAGCAGGUGAAGAUCGGUAGCAAUACUAGCAUCAUCGGAAAGGACGCCAACGCCGUCCUUGAGGGAUUCGGCCUCCUCGUCAAGAAGAAAGAGAAUGUCAUCAUCCGUAACCUGGGUGUCAAGAAGGUCCUUGCCGAGAACGGUGAUGCCAUCGGCGUCCAGUACUCCAACAACGUCUGGAUCGACCACUGCGAUGUCUCCUCCGACCGUGACCACGACAAGGACUACUACGAUGGUUUGAUCGAUCUCACCCACGCCGCCGACUACGUCACCGUCUCCAAUACCUUCAUUCAUGACCACUGGAAGGCCGUCCUGAUCGGCCACUCCAACAACAACGGCGACGAAGACACCGGCCACCUCCGCAUCACCCUCAACAACAACUACCUGUACAACCUGAACUCCCGUGGACCCUCUUUCCGCUUCGGUACCGGCCACCUCUACAACAACUACUACCUGGACGUCAGCGACGGCAUCAACACCCGCAAGGGCGCCCAGCUCCUGGUCGAGGGCAACAAGUUCGACGGCGGCAAGAAGCCCCUCUACUCCACUGAUAGCGGAUAUGCUGUUGCCAAGGACAACGACUUCGGUAGUGGCGAGAACACCGCCCCUGAGGGUACCCUUACCAGCGUUCCCUACAAAUAUGACCUCAUUGCUGCUUCGGCCGUUAAGGGUGCCGUCCACGGUACCGCUGGUCAGACUCUGACCUUCUAGGUUGGAGACUGUGAUUAGUGGUGGAGUCACGAUGUUGGGGG
This is a messenger RNA of Aspergillus alliaceus, 1097 nucleotides long. RefSeq names its product pectate lyase family protein. The transcript has 5 exons. Lineage: Eukaryota; Fungi; Ascomycota; Eurotiomycetes; Eurotiales; Aspergillaceae. The coding region runs from base 85 to 1056 and encodes 323 amino acids. Gene Ontology annotation, molecular function: pectate lyase activity. The record is from RefSeq and is a predicted model, not a curated record.